Molecule: messenger RNA, 1725 nt
Organism: Trypanosoma conorhini
Lineage: Eukaryota; Euglenozoa; Kinetoplastea; Trypanosomatida; Trypanosomatidae
Exons: 1
Coding region: 1-1725 (574 amino acids)
Source: RefSeq, a predicted model, not a curated record
AUGCAGGCACGGGGGUUACCGGAUGGGGAAAUUCUGCGACGGAGGCCUUCACCGACCCCCACCCAGGAGCAAGAGGAUGUGGCUCCUGCUGGCAGAAAAGCGGAGGGAGGUGCGGCUUCCGCCUUUCGGUUACCGCGUCAGGACGAAAUAGUGCCGGAGGAGAGGGAGCUUUCUUCUGAGUGGAGGCAAGGUGCGGACAUGACGUGUCUUAUGGAAAAACUACUCGAGCAAAAGAGGAAAAUGCAGACGAUGGAGGAGGUGUUGGAUGACCUUCAUAGGGGGCUAUUCGAAGUGAGAGACGCAGCCCGUAAAGCUUCUCCAAAGCAGCGACCUCAUUCUUGCGGCGCUGCCUCGCCUCCGCAGAACGGAAACGCGGACCGGCGUGUAGGCGGUGAAGUUUGGUAUUUUGAGGAGUCCCGCUCAGCUCCGCACGCAUCGAGGGAUGGGCUUAACUGGUCCGCGGCGGAGAUGCAGGCGUGGAAGGCGGCGUCACUGCCCCAGCUGUUCUCCAUGCGGGAAAGGCUGCUUUCUUCUCUCUGCGGUGUCUCGGACGCCAUCACACGCAAAAGGUUGAGUGAAAUCAAGAGCUACGGUGCUCUGAAGGACGCGCAGCGGGAGACUGACGCCGCUAUCCAGGCCUCUAUGCAUCGUCUCUUUGGGGAGGCCUUUUGCGUUGCCUCCCUCGGGGACGCAAAGGACCUCUGCAUGUUGGCCGAAAGAGUAAAGGGCAGUGGCAUGGCGUCGUUUGAUAGGGCCGUGUUUGAAAUCAAGCAACUGACGCAGCGAGGGGGAUUACUAAAUUCGUGCGAAAUGCUACAGACAUCAUUGCGUCCUAAUUCGCCUUUUGCAGGCUGCUCGCGUGGGGGGCGAUACCUCCGCGCCAUGCGGAAUUUGCUUUUGGCGUUUGCGGUGGAUUCGCGAGGGAACAAGUUGCUGCACGCGCGUCGAACGGAGCUGGAAGCGAUUGCGAGUCAGGAGAUGGUGCACGCGGCUUUGCUCUGCGCUGCGCAGGGCCGAAACAUGAUCCCGCACAUCCCUUUUUGCCUUUUUGGCUUGAAGGAAUUUUCCAACGACCGCGCACUGGAGCAGGAGCCUCAGCGCCGUGCGCGCGCCCACACCCCGAGCGCAGGUCAUGCCACCUCCGGCAAGCAGCGUCCUCUGCAGCUCCCGCAGAGGGAGGUUUCCCAACCAGCUUUGGCGUGUGAUGGGAAUGGCCCUUCCUCCCCCGCCGACUCCUUGCCACUGCGGUUGCACAGCGCGUCUCCCGUGCGUGGGAGCGCGUUGCGGAAUCCAUCCCUUCCUUCACGCAGGCGAGGGCUGGCUUGUGUUUCCAGAACUGCGCCGGCGACGCGGCGGGCCGCUGAGGUAUCGUCACCCCGCUCGAUAUUUGCGUCUUCGCCCAUUCUUUAUCAAACACCCGAGGCGCGUCGCCAAGUGUCGGCGGCCGCGUCGAGGUCGCGGAUGAGAACGACGCCGCUCGGCAGGAAGUUCAGCACAACCGGGGCCUCGUCUGCGGAGGAGAUUCAGAUGCUGGGAACGGCUGUUCAGCUGACGGUGUCUACGCCGUCAGUGGAGGAGAACUCACCGCGUCAAUGGCCAAUCGCGCGGCAGCACGUAAGCCGGCACGAGGCAGGCACAAUAUUGCCGUCGCGAGUGGAGCGGCGUGUGGACAGUCGCAGGGCUCCCGCCGUGUCGCCUUCGCGGUGGCGCGUGAGUGGCCAUUGA